GCCGUUCAGCCAUCGUUGCCAGGUUGGGCGGGAAAUCUAGCCCAAUCUGGCAACACUGAACACGUCGUUGGGGACGAAACAUAUAACAGCCCACAACCCGCUUCGCGGCACUUGUUUAUCCUCUGUCGCAAUAACGAACCAUCCUACAGGUAUUUUCUCAGCAACGGGCGUACAUUAAGAAAGCACACUAAAGAACACGGGGAGGGGAUGUGUGUGACAUUUUGACUGAGCGCGUUUUUAACUGCCGCUUGAUCGAUUAUCGUCCCUAAAUCAAACUUCAUCGAUCGCGAUGGCUACCGAAUGCACCCGGGACGCGAUCCAAAGCUUCCUCACGGAGAGGGGGGGCCGGGUCCCGCACGCCGAUCUGACGCAUCACUUCCGGCGGGCCUUCCCGGAGGACGACCCCCCGCUGAGGACCGCGCUCCGCGAGACCUUCAAGACCCACGUGGACGCCGUCGCGUGCGUCAGGGUGGAGGACGGCGUGCGGCUCGUGUGCCUAAAGAAGCGCUACAUGCGCCUGGUGACGCCGCACGUUGCAGCGGUCGUGGAGGCUGACCCGCGCGUCGCUGUUGGCAACGGGGCAGGGACGACGCGCGCGGAGCCGGCUGACCGACGCGCGCGCAGAGACGGAGAUGGAGACAGGGAGACAAGUCCUUCUGUGCGCGCGAACAGCACGACACAGCCUGGCUCGGAUUACGGAAAUGACAGCCAGGUGAGAGCGAGCGCACCGCCCGUUCCUUAUGUACACAUCUCAUCCGAGAAAACUCCCGGGUCUCCAAGCACCGCGGACACGCACGGGGAGAACGACAUGGGGAACCGGUGGACUUCAAACGGCGGGAAGACUUUAUCGAUUGAGAGGUGCGCGCCGAGGAUCGCCGUGAUUGACGACUCACCGCUCCCGGUGGCGGGCGAAGGCUCCGUGUUCGUCCUACCGGGAAGCGCGCCCGGUUCCGCGUCUCAAGAUACGCUUAGGCACUCCUUAGCGACGGCAGAAGAAUCACAACAAGUCACUUCGGUUGACGAGGACGUGUUUGGACUUGAUGACGGCGGCGGCCAAGUGGAUUCUCCCGACUUCGCGACGAACCGCUCGCCGCAGGCGCUGCGCUCCAUGUCGCAGCGCAACGCGUCUUUCAGCUCGACGCGGCGUGGCGACGCGGACAGCGACGCCGCAUCGCCUGCGUCGUCGAACGCGGACACGGAUACGGACGACGGUUCCUCCUCCGUGGCGGCGCUUGACCCGCUGGAGCACGAGUGGAUGAUGUGCGCUUCGGACGGCGAGUGGGAGCGCCUAGUGGCUCUGCUGACCGGCGAACCGUCGCUCGUCCUGCGCAAGGACUUCGUCACCGGCUUCAAUCUCCUUCACUGGGCUGCCAAACGGGGCGACCCGGAGCUGCUCGCGUUGGCGGUGAACUUCGCCAAGCGUCGCGGCGUGCCCGUGGACAUCAACACGCGGUCCAGCUGCGGCUACACGCCGCUACACCUGGCGGCUAUGCACGGCCACCUUGAGGUAGUGAAGCUUCUCGUCGGGGCGUACGACGCGGACGUGGAGGUGCGGGACUACGGCGGCAAGAAGGCGGCGCAGUACCUUGCGAACGGCGCCGCCCUGGACAUACGUGAUAUUAUCGGCGCGUUUGACGACGGCGGGGAAGAGGAUGCAGUCGAUGGCCGGGAGGAAGGUGCUCGCUGGAGCUUCCUGCCGCACCUGAGGCCCCUGCGGAUGCCUGGCGAAGGGGAGACCGGGGCCCGGGCGAGGGUGAAGCCAUUGCGGAGGAUGUCGUCGCUGGGCCGUGUUAAACCGAGGCUCCAGAAACUACGGGACAGGACGUCACAGAUCGUCCACAGCGCUUCGUUUCGUGAGCUGGGCGUUGGCCCGGCCCGACCCAGGUCUGAGUACGUCCCUGGACCGGAACCGGCGCACUAAACAGUGGGGGAGUGGAUGGAUGGAAGGUUAUUCGGGGGGAAUUCGGGGUCGGAAUCAGUAAAGUACAAGCUCAGAGUGCAGGGUCUAACUCAGGGUCCUGAUCAGUCAAGUACUAGUACAAAGUGCAGAAUUGAAAUCAGUAAAGUUCCAGCUCAAAGUUCAGGAUUUAAAUCAGUAAAGAACAAGUUUCGAAAUCAGUGAAGUGCAAGCACAAAGCCCAGUCAUGAAAUCAAAGAACCACAGCUCAAGUGCGGUUCUUUUACAGAAAAUAGGCCAGAUUAUAAACAGCGUUUCCAGACACUGAUUAAUGUUUGUCUUGGAAGUUAACCUUGCUUGAUUCUGCGGUAUUAAGCACUGACUGAUUUGAUGGCAAAAAGCAGGUGGAGGGAGGGGAAAUUAGGUCAAAAUCAGGGUCGCAAUCAGUAAAGAUCCACAGCUCAGUGUUGUUCUUUUACAGAAGAUAGGCCCGAUUAUAAAAAGCAUUUCCAGACACUGAUUAAUCUGGCCUAGGACGAAAACCUGCUAUACGAUUCUUAAGUAUUAAGCACCUUUUUGAGUUUGACGUAUGGGCCACCUCACAGUAGUGAGGUCACUAAGCCUCUUAAUGUGCUCGGGGGGUGGGGGCAGGAAUGUCUUACUAUCCCUAAAAAGACUCUUGAAUGUCAGGCAAAGUAAAUCAUUGUUAGCCCCUGACAAAGACCCCUUUUCUGCUGCUUUUUGAUGCUGUUUUAGACUGGGUUUCUUAUGGGAUUUCCCGAUUUGGAUUCAAAAUGAACGCCACAAGUUUGUCAGGUUUCUGCUGGCUCCCCUGAGUCCAAAUUCUCCCAAGCAUGUGGAGGACUUUGAGCUACUUUGGCAAAGCCUCUUUCGCCUAAUCCACCGCCACAGAGUUCGACUGUACCAGGGCCAAGUAUGUGAACAUGGGAAGGGGGGAGGAGGAGGGAGAGGAGGAAGGGGGAGAAAGAUAGUUUACUUGUGCUCACUUUAAGAAAAGGUGUGGUCGUUCAGGGAUUAAACUGGUCGGACGUGCUGCGUCUUGUUGCUGGGAGGGGAAGCAAUGCCUGGAAUAUCUUCUUCUUGCGUCAACCUGAUGUUUGACCUGGUUACCGACCUUUUCUGAGUCCUGUUUGUCGAACUUUGAGUCGAUUUUACAAUUGAUUUGACGCACUCGUUAGGUAAUUGCUUUUAUUCGAAUUGCGCUCUUAAUUUAAAAACUUCUAGGAGUUUUUUUACUCCUUUUUACGCCUUGAUUUUUUUGUCGAUUUUAAAUUAACUUGUUUUUCUUUUGAUUGUAUUGCGCUCUUAAUUUGAAAACCUCUAGUUAAUUACUCGUAUUGACUUGUGCUCUUAAUUUGAAAACCUUGAAUGUGGUAUGGCUGCUUGGUGAUGGUUGCACUUUCCGCACUUUCUCGUCACUUUUUUGAAAUGGGCGAACAUAUAAUGCAUAACAUGAUACAGGGGAAUUAUAGUGUUACACAUGUGUUGUUUUUUUUGUGUUGACUUAUAUAGUGCACCUUUGCACAGCUUUUUUUUACACUAAAGGGGUUGUUUGCAUUGUGUUUACCGUUUGCAUUAGUUUUUCAUUACAUUUUGGGCGUUUUAGCAGACUAAAACCACAAUAUAUCUGUCAGUACAGUAGGGCUGUCAACGAAUAUUCGAAGUUCGAAUAUUCGUUCGAAAUGUAUCCAAAAACGCGAAUUAGAACGUGAAAAAUAAUAUUAGAAUGUGAAAAAACACUCCCGCGGUACAAGCGCCUCUAUCUGCUUUGUGAAUGAGCCUCUGUCUGUUCGCGAUGUCCCUCAUAAUAUUCUAAUCUGAAAAAACACUCCCGCGGUACAAGUGUAACAGACUAGUAUUAUGAAGAGCGAAUAUAUUUUAUCCCCUCGGGGUUUCCGUACUUGGAUAUAGGUAUUCCAGCUCUCACGCUGUGACUGGGUGACUUCUGAUAUAUACUAAGUAAACGAGACUAUUUUCCCUUCCACGCUUGUGUCAUUCUUGUCAUAUAAAUAUCUUAGUGCCAACGCUCGGUUACACAAGCGCCCAUCUGCUUUGUGAGUGAGCCUCUGUCUGUUUGCGAUGUCCCUCAUAAUAUUCGAAUGUGAAAAAACACUCCCGCGGUACAAGCGCCUAACUGCUUUGUGAAUGAGCCUCUGUCUGUUCGCGAUGUCCCUCGUUUUAAAGUAAGGAAAUGCCCAGCAGGAAGCCGCCGGAUAUAUAUAUAUCCCACUAAUUUGAACCAUGGUUUUGUCGCAUUAUUGACAUAUUGACGGCAACUGCGUAAAAUAGGCAACCAGAUAUUCGAAUAGUUCGAAUUCGUGAUUUUUUUCCAAACAAACAUUCAAAUGUAAUUUUUGAGCAAUUUUGACAGCCCUACAGUACAGUAAGGAUCAUGUUCAUAGAGCCAAGUGCCAAGCACUAACUAUCACUAGGUUAACCAAUUCCCUGUAUACAGCAAAGAUAGCUAGGAUAAGGUGCUACACAAUGCUAAGUACUAUAACUAAGUACGACAUACAAUAAGUGUAUACAUUAAGUGCCAGGACGUACAAACGUACAAUAAGUGUAGGAGGGGUGGGAGUGGUUGGCUAUGCAGAGUCUAGUGAACUCUGAACAAGUGAGUCUUAUUUGUUGUAGUUUUAAUGUUUAUAUCUUGUACCUAAGCACUAAAAACACUGUUAAUGGGUGUCUUUUGAAAAGCUAUGCAUAUUACGGAACCAUCAUUAUUUUACGCCAUACAUCUCAAGCUACACAUUAAGUUUUAAUCGUAGAUUUAUAGGUUGUACUGGUAACGGAUUUCAAAAGCAAUGCAUAUUAAGGAACCAUCAUUCCUUUAACAUGAGCUACAAGUUUUAUAGUAGAUUUAAAUCGUUGGCCUCAUAUACUGUACUGCUAAUUUAUUGAUUAAUGACAAUGAUGCAUAAAUAAUUAUAUUUAAGUCUAACCUGCACAUCUCUAGGGCUGGAUCCCAGUACGUGUGUUUGAUGUGUAUACUACUAUGCAAGUAUUGGUGGGGAGGGGCUCGUGGCCAUUUUGAAUGUUGAAUGAUGCCGUUAGCCGUAGAGCUAACAUAACUAACGAGACAGAUCUAACGUUGAACUGACUAAUAAACUCUGUCUACACGUUAUUCUGUGUGUGUUGUUGACUGCUUUCACACUGUUGAUCUCAUAUUAUAGGAGCCACAUUGAAGUUUUUUUAUGUUUUGAUUGACUCACUAAUUUCUCCAUCUUUCCCACCUGUGGUGAGUGCGCACCUGCAACAGGGGCUGAUUGUGCACCCUUUAAAUAGGUGAAGGAUACUUGCUUUGCAUCCUUAUUCUUUUUUAUAUUUUAUUUACAAUAAAUGAUGGCAAAGAAUGCCAAAAGCAACUCACUUGUACAGUAUACAAGAAGGCUCACCCAAGCGCUUUGCAUAUUUAGUUUAAAAAGGCCACAGCUAAAGAAGCAGAAAAACCCUCUGGUUUUAUAGGCAGUGCAUCAGCAGAGUCAUGUGGUCAUAUUGGGGCUGGAGACCAAGAGUGCACACUUUCAAUCUUCCCAGUAAAGGUUAAGGCAGCAACGGGCAGCAAGUCUUGCAGGUGUAUGCUCUCUUGGACCCAGGGUCUUCUGCCACAUUCUGCUCUGAGGAGCUCAUGACGCAUCUCAAUCUCAACGGAAGGAAAACACAAAUUCUUCUUCGCACAAUGAAUCCAGAAAAAUCGGUUCCCACUCAUGUUGUUUCAGGAAUUGAAGUGUCAGCAUUGGACAGCGAUAAAUUCUCACCUCUUCCGGACACUUUCACUCAAAAUGAAAUGCCAGUAACGACUAUCUACAUCCCCAGGCAGCAUGACUUAGCGCAAUGGGCAUAUUAAAGUUAAGUCAAAAUCCCCUCCAUCAGUCAAAGGUAAAGCUGUAGGGACCACUAUCCACCAGUCCCUAUCAUGGAAUCCGAAUAUCAGUCUUAUUUCCAAAGCCCAUCAGAGAUUAUACUUCCUCCGUCAGCUGAGGAAAUUUAGGGUAAAUCAGGCAGGCAUGACACAUUUUUAUCGUGCAGCCAUCGAAAGCGUGCUCACCUUCUCCAUCCUGGGCCCCGUUUCCCGAUAACGAUGGAUCUUCGCUCGUAAGAUCAUUCUCCCGAUGGAUCUUUCGAACCAUCGAUAAUUUCUUUGUCGCGUUUCUCGAAACUCCUCUUGACAUGAACGCGCGUACACUGCGCUAACGACGUCGUAGGAUUGUAACUGUCUACUGACAAGGGGCUGAAAUGGGCUAUGUAGGAGGGGGAGACGCAGGAAUGUCUUAAAUUUAAAUUGUGUUAAAAUAUCUCCCCAUCAAGGACAACAGCAGAGUAGCCUACGAAAAAAAUAGACUGCAAUUAUAUGAAUGCUAAAGACAUAUAAACACAAUUGAUUAGGCUUAAGCCGACAUAUCAG
This is a messenger RNA of Gadus chalcogrammus (walleye pollock), 6323 nucleotides long. It is a transcript of the gene sowahcb, whose product is annotated as sosondowah ankyrin repeat domain family Cb. The coding region runs from base 290 to 1921 and encodes 543 amino acids. The record is from RefSeq and is a predicted model, not a curated record. NCBI's taxonomy places the organism in Eukaryota, Metazoa, Chordata, Actinopteri, Gadiformes, Gadidae. The transcript has a single exon. Gene Ontology annotation, molecular function: protein binding.